Molecule: messenger RNA, 3068 nt
Organism: Paramormyrops kingsleyae
Lineage: Eukaryota; Metazoa; Chordata; Actinopteri; Osteoglossiformes; Mormyridae
Gene: cant1a
Product: calcium activated nucleotidase 1a
Biological process (GO): proteoglycan biosynthetic process
Molecular function (GO): GDP phosphatase activity; calcium ion binding; UDP phosphatase activity
Source: RefSeq, a predicted model, not a curated record
GGGCGCAGGGCAUCUCAGGUCCGACCUGGCCGUGUUUCAGUGUUGCAGGUCCCGUUUCUGUUGCUGUGUCCUGGUUAUGCUGUUUACGAUGGUACCAAUGAAGCCCGCGGGGCUUAGAACGCUAUUGAUGAUCGACUGUAAAGUUCAGCAUGAUUUGCUUGAUAUGGCUGGUGAAGUGCAAAGUGUGCUGUAUGUUAGGGUCGAGUUUAGCUGCCUUUCAGUUUGCUGGUUGGCAUGGGGUGACAGGUCACCUGCGAACACCUUACCAGUUCCAACCGUCUUUUCGACCGUUGCCGUGUCUUAGAUUCCAUUCUUCCUCCUUCCCUGUGGUUCGAUUCCCCUUCAUUCUGUCCCAGUCCCAAGUCCACCUGAAUGAUAAACACAAUUGUGCAACUUUUUUUUUCCACGUUUUUAAAAACUCAUUCACCGCUUGCUAAGCUCUUAAAAGCCCUCUUUGUAACCAUGACGACCAUGACACUCUUAAGAACUCUGUUUGUCAAAGUGUUACGUGAUGUUGGAACCGGCAAGGAUUUAAGGACUGGCUGAUGUCAAAAAAAAAAAAGAUGUGACGAGACUGUACACUUUAAGAAAUGUUUUACGCAACUGGAGUUCGCUUUGGCACCGUUUUCACGGUACAGCCUGGCCACAAACAGCAGGUGUGUGUUUGUGUACCUGAGUUACACUAAUGUUUACACUAGUUUCGUCCAAAUUUGAUGUUAUUGGUUUUAAGGAUACUGAAGACAUGCAGAGCAAUAUAUUCAUUCCCACACCACCAGCCCAGACUGCAGUGUUAUCAGACCACAGGGUUUGUAGUCUGCUCCCCUCACGUGGUGGCAGAACUCUGCAGGCCUUGCACCGUCUCUCCCGCUGCAAAAUGCCAACCUGUGCCUUAGAGUGGCAUCCUGAAACUGCGUGGGGAUCGGGGCUUUUCACUAUAUGCAUGCCUGCAAACCGCCCUAUCAGAUGGACAAUCAGAGGGGCGGGAGAAACAGCGCUGCGGUUUACUGUGGGCGUGUGCAGUCCUGCCUGUUUGCACGGCCCCCCCAUGUCCGGGUGUGAUUCCUUGGAGUCACACCUGUUCUUCACGUCAGCCCUGCGUUGCCUCCUGAAGUCAGCCUCACACCAAUGUUCCUUCCUGCGGCUGCCGCGAUUCCCCACGGAGCAGCGGCUCUGUUCCAUGUCCAGACUCCCCCGUUCGACGGCCUCCCAUGCCUGUUAGCGCAGGUUCUGGCCCGCUGCAGAGAAAUGAAUCGAUGAAUUCCCUCCGCAUCUCCAUGGGGGGUCUACCUGUGCUGUCUUCCAUGACUAACGCCACCGACUCCCGCUUCCGUCUCAAGUGGAGGGCCAUCAUGGCGGUGUCCGUGGUGCUGACGUUAGCCUUCCUGCUGUACAUGCACUGGACACAAGCCGGCACCGGCGCGUUGAAGCACUCCUUCCGUGGCGGCCGUGGCUGGAGGCUGAGCCGCGGCGGGGAGGCCGACAUGCUGUACAACGACACGUACCCGCUGAGCCCGCCGGAGCGGACGGCGCAGGGCACGCGAUACCGAAUCGCGGUCAUCGCCGACCUGGACACGGAAUCUCGCAGCCAGAAGCCCCUGACCUGGUUCAGCUACAUGCGGCAGGGCCACCUACUGGUUUCUGACAGCGGCGACCACUUGGACGUGCAGUGGGAGCCAGAUCAUGUGGUGUUGGAGAGCCAUCUGGCCGAGAAGGGCCGGGGCAUGGAGCUGUCGGAGCUGGUGGUCUUCAACGGGAAGCUGUACAGCGUGGACGACCGCACGGGCGUGGUCUAUCGCAUUGAGGGUGACCGGGUGAUACCGUGGGUCAUCCUGCCCGAUGGCGACGGCUCCGUCUCCAAGGGGUUCAAGGCGGAGUGGAUGGCCGUGAAGGACGAGCACCUCUGCGUGGGCGGCCUGGGGAAGGAGUGGACCACAACCAAGGGGGAGGUGGUCAACGACCACCCCGAGUGGGUGAAGGUGGUGGGCUUCCAGGGCGAUGUCGAGCACCAGAACUGGGUCCCACAGUAUAACGCGCUGCGGAGCGCGGCGGGGAUCGAGCCACCAGGCUACCUAAUCCACGAGUCAGCAGCGUGGAGCGACACGCUGAAGCGCUGGUUCUUCCUGCCGCGCCGCGUCAGCUCCGAGCGCUAUGACGAAGCGGCGGACGAGCGUCGCGGCGCCAACCUGGUGCUCAGCAGCUCGCCCAACUUCCGCGACAUCACCUCCAGCCGCGUGGGCCCCCUGCUGCCCACUCACGGCUUCUCCUCCUUCAAGUUCGUGCCCGGCACCGACGACCAGAUCAUCCUGGCUCUCAAGUCGGAGGAGGAUGCUGGCAAGAUCGCCACAUACAUCACGGCCUUCACACUGGAUGGCCGCAUCCUACUGCCCGAGACCAAGAUUGGCACUGUCAAGUAUGAAGGCCUGGAGUUUGUGUAGGUCGGAACUGGGAACGUUUUCCAGAUGCAAGCGGUUGGGAAGAAUGCAACAGUCCUGGUGACAUCACCUCACUUCUCCUUCCCUUGUGUCAUAAACUAACACCACCAGUAGGGGGCACUGUCGUGCUCAUUUCCGUUUACUGUUUUAUUGUACACUUCAAAGACUCCACUAGUGAAUGUAAGAAAACAGAAAAGUUAUCUAUCUGAUCUUCAGAAGAAGGAGAAAACCGGGCUACACCUUUAUAGGCCUGAAUACAACACCUACUCAUUACAGUGACCAUUACAGUGACCAGCAGGACACUGAUUGAAUAUAGAUGUGAAGUACUGUAAAGACUCAGAGCAUAAUAAUUAAUAUUCCAGUGUUUUCAUUUGGUUUCUUCGUAGUAUUUGAUGUUGGGCUUUAUUUUCUCUUUUUUUAAAAAGGCUAUUUUAAGCAAAUUUUUUAAUCGUAUGAUUUAAUGAAUGUUGUUUUCCGGAGAUCAUGAAUUAGUCUUAAAGCUCGGCGCGUUAAUGUGUCAGUUACUGAAAUAUGGGAGUAUAUGUUGUAUGUACGGCAGUUUUGGGUGUUUUUGAGUAAUUGCAAAUUGAGAAACGGGUGUAUACGUGAUUCACCAAUGAAAUUAUUCUUAAAUGA